CCGGCGGCUCAAAACUUAACUCGCUAACGUAACGUUAGCCAGUAGUUUGUAUUUUGUGUUUUGUGUACCAUUCCGUCAUGAUGCCUUCUGAAAACGUACGAUGGGAAACUUUACAGGCCUUGAAAAAUUCACCAAAGGCAAAUAUCACAUACGACCCUUACUGGUCAGAAAGGGGAGAGGAUAUUCUGGCAGGUUGUAAAGAGGCCCUCAGCUUGUCCUCGCACUCUGGGUUCAUAUUGGACCGUCUCAGUUCCGUGCCACUGCAGAAGUCCUGUUUUCUGGGCUCCAGCUCCGGAGACUCCAGUCCAGGUCUCUCUGAGGAGAUCUCGACCUCGGUUUCCUCCGCAGGAUCCAUCCCCGACAUCAACGCUAAGCACAUCACACUUUCUGCAGCCCUGCCUUUAAGGACUGAGAGUGAACAGGCUCUAAGUGAUGAAGCGAGGGAUGAAGAUCUAGUGGCAAAUGACAGUGAAGUUUCCAGUCCUGCAUCACUACCUGCCAUUUCCCUGCUGUCGCCCAAAGCCAUGGAUAUGGCACGCCACAUUAUCAAAUUUGAGAAGGAACACCGAACAAAGGCCAAGAUGGCACUAAGACUGCGACAGGAGAUGCAGGAGAAGCUGGUGGCGGCGGUGGUGAGCUCUGAGUCCGAACAGCUGAAACGCUUUGAGGAGUUCAUGGAGCUGAAGCAGAGGCAGGAGUACCAGAGCAUGAGGGACAUGAUGGACAGAGAAACUAAAGAGAGCAUCGGGCGUCAAGAGAAGCUGAAGGAAGAGCAGCGACACAGAAUGAAGAUCCUCAAUCUGCGGCUGAGGGAGGCGGAGCAGCAGCGCCUGCGGGAGGCGGAGCUCGAGCGGCAGCGGCAGGCGGACGGCCGGGAGAGACUGCGGAACCUUAACACCAUCCAGGAGGAGAUCCUGCAGCUCAACCAGCUGCUGGAUCCGUCCACCCAGACAAAAACUGAUCUCCCAGUAGCCAGCAUCAGCUCCCUUAGCACCCGCGGGAACCAGCUGUGCUCCCAGGUGUCAGAGGUCGUGCGAAAAACAGUUGAGGGAGAGUUUCCCAGCGUGGAGGACAUGACCGUGGCCGAACGAGCCCUCCACGAGAUGAGGGCGCUGAUCCGGCUGAUGCAGGAGGAGGUCGCCAAGGCUCAAGAGAAGAAGAAGAAGGAGCAGGAGGAGGAGGAGGAGGAGCGCAGGAAGCAGGUGGAGCUGCAGGCACAGCAGGAAGCACAGAAGGCGGCGGCACAGUCGGCCAAAGAGAAGGCAAAGAGGAAAGGCCUGCAGAACAGCGCUGAAGACAGCACGCUGAAAUGGUACAAUGAGCUGCAGGAGUCGGCUGCUCAGUGCGCUCAGUCCUUCGAACAACUCAACUCCCCAAAAGAUGCCCAGACAAAGAAGCUGAAGCUGGAACUCCAGAAAGCAGCCAGCAUCCCAGUUAGUCAAAUCUCAAGCAACUCCGGGUCGCAGCUCCGAGAAAUCUUUGACAAAAUAGACAAGCUGCUGUCGGGACGGGCGGUGGUGUCGGUCGGGAAGGCUGUCUCCACCUCCCAGCAUCCACAGGGCCUGGACUUCGUCUGUUACAAACUGGCUGAGAAGUUUGUGAAACAAGGAGAAGAGGAGGUGGCGUCUCAUCAUGAAGCUGCUUUCCCCAUCGCCGUAGUGGCCUCCGGCGUCUGGGAGCUGCACCCUCAAGUGGGAGAUUUGAUCCUGGCCCACCUGCACAAGAAAUGUCCGUACGCAGUCCCACACUAUCCUCCGAUGAAAGACGGCACACCUGUGGAGGAAUAUCAGAGGAUUCUUGGUUACCGUGUGGACGACUCCGGGGUUGAAGGUCAGGACAGUUUCUUGAAGAGGAUGUCCGGCAUGAUCCGUCUGUACGCUGCCAUGAUCCAGAUGAGGUGGCCCUACAGCUCCAAACAGGGGUCUGCUCCUCACGGUCUGAACCAUGGCUGGCGCUGGUUGGCUCAGAUGCUCAACAUGGAACCUCUGGCAGACAUCACGGCUACACUGCUGUUCGACUUUCUUGAGGUUUGUGGUAAUGCUUUGAUGAAGCAGUAUCAGGGCCAAUUCUGGAAACUCAUCCUGCUCCUUAAAGAGGAAUACUUCCAGAGAAUUGAAGCGGUGACCAGCACUGGACAGAUGGGCUCAGUCAUCAGACUCAAGCAGUUUCUAGAGACGUCACUGCAGAGCCGACAGAUCAGUCCACCCAAAGGCCAGCUGAGCUCCGUGUUCUGGAGGUCGUGAUGGAGGAGGAGCCGCGUUGGAUGUCGCUGGAUGACGUCGUUUAGGACCGACUAAAGCAGGAGAGGGAUGCGGUCUGUUGCUGGGAAACUGUGCUCUGUGGCUGGUACUCGCAAUAAGUCAGUAACCAGCGAGGAAGUGUCAAAGCUGCUCCUGUGAGAAGAUGGUUGUCACAUCUUGUUUAGCCAAGAUGUAAUACAGCUUCUGUGGCUCAUGAACUUUGCGUCAGGUUCAUUUACUGGACGUCUCAAGGAACUGAUCAGGAGGAAUUUGAUGGACGAUGGCACACUCCACCUACAUUUUUUUGAAUACAAUAUAUUCCAAAGUAAGAAUUAAUUCAACACUUUUCCAGGUCUGACAGCAAGAUAUUUAUCUCUGAUUCCUUUAAAUCUUGCCAACACAUCCGUCCUCACCUCAUUGGUUCAAGUGUUUGUCUGGUCUGUAGCACACUGGUGGUUUUCUGCUUCUCACAGCUUUGGAAUUUACAACAUUUAUGUGAGCACAAAACAAGUCCAGCAAAGUCCGGCCACAUUCUUAAAUGAAGACACGCAAUGGUGACGCGUUGUGUAGAGAUGUAAACGUUUCCCUCACAGUGCCUAAGUUCUGCAGUGUUCAAAGAUCAUAACGCGGAGCUGCUGUCCUGUUUGACUUUAGUGUGUCACUACAGGAUCGCCUCCAUUUGUGCUUUUAUUGAGUCUCGACAGUCGCUGUUCAAAUCAAAAUAGUGUUGAAUGAUUUGAACUUUUGCUAUUUAUGUUUUUAUGAAUCCACCAUGUGGAGGAAAGAUUCACAGUAUGAUGAACUGUCAGUUUAAUCAUUGUGAAUGACGUUAUCCCAAGAUUAGAAAUAUAAACGGGUUUAAGUAUAAAACUGCUGAAGGUCAUGAGUCAGUAUUUUCCCAAACACAAACAAUUUCAUCCUCACAAUUGAGACAGAAAUGUGACUCAGUGCUUUGUUUUGUUUCUGCAGGUGUGUUCUGGAUAUAAUGUAGAUUAUACAGGUACAUUAACACAAUGAUUGUAAUCUUCAUCUAUAUCUAUAAAUCUCAUGUCUGAAAUAAAACCUCAUCAGCAGUUUGAAAUGUUUGACAUCCUUUGGUUUGUUUGACUUUUUUUUGCCUUCUAUGAAAAGUCAAAUUGUCUAGUUUCAAACUGAGAAAAAAAAACAAUCAGAUAUUUUAAAUCUUUAGUAUAGUGGAAGUAGAUCGCCAAUCUAUCAUGUAAAAAUGUCAAAUAGUUACUGGUUCAAGCUUGUGAAUGUAAGAUCUGCUGCUUUUCUCUGUUCAUUUUUAAAUGGAUUGUCUUUGGGUUUUGGACUGAUGGUCGGCAACAGUGGAAGAAGGAAAAAUACCACAAGGUGGAAAUAUGUUACAAGUAACAUCAGGAAUUCAAAUCAGUGUAUUCGUGUCAAAAUCUACUAAAAAGUCAAAGUACUCAUUAUGGCCCAUUUUAGAAUCAUACAUAUAAAUUUAUUAUAAUCAUUGAUGCAUUCAUUAUGUGUUGAUUAGUUUAAUGUUGCAGCCAGUAAUGGUGGAGCUAAUUUUAUUUAAUUACUGGAGGGUAGCUUGUGAAUUUACUCACUGGGAUGUUAUCUUCACGUAUGAACAUACAUCAUUUAUUUGUUGAUUAUAUUGUGUAUUAAUAAUUCAAAUUUGAAAAGUAACUCAUCAAAUAAAUGUAUUGGUUUGCCUCUGCAAGCUGCAUUUUUCUUCCUUUGUCAGAUGUAAUCCUACCAUGUAAUUAGAAAUAAAAUAUCUUUUUGUAGUUUUUA
Messenger RNA from Chelmon rostratus (copperband butterflyfish), 4010 nucleotides. It is a transcript of the gene gle1, whose product is annotated as GLE1 RNA export mediator. Lineage: Eukaryota; Metazoa; Chordata; Actinopteri; Chaetodontiformes; Chaetodontidae. Gene Ontology annotation, molecular function: translation initiation factor binding; phospholipid binding; inositol hexakisphosphate binding. The record is from RefSeq and is a predicted model, not a curated record. Gene Ontology annotation, cellular component: cytoplasm; nuclear pore; nuclear pore cytoplasmic filaments. The transcript is spliced from 15 exons. Gene Ontology annotation, biological process: poly(A)+ mRNA export from nucleus; regulation of translational termination; regulation of translational initiation. Bases 78 to 2243 code for a protein of 721 amino acids.